UUCGUCGGGAGCAGUUUUCCCGCCGACAUUAGCAGUCGGAUGGCCAUGCUUCAAAGCUCAAAACACCCUUUGCUGGGCCGCCCCCCCCCCCUCCCCCUGGCAGCAUGUAUCGCACGCCAAACAAGCGGAGACAUAUUGUCCUCCUGCUACCGAUAUAUAUCACGAGCGCAGGCGGAAUGCAGACAAGAGUGAGGGCCCGGUGCAACUAACCAAUAUCACCAAUUAUUGCCAUGACAUGACAGGGUUCCUUGCUUCGCGACUGGCUGGCUGGCCCAAAGGCCGGAAACGAGAUAGAUCCAUGCAAAAAUAGGGCGGCUCAGCAUCUUCAGAAAAACAAAUGCCCCUCAAAAUGCCUUUUCCACCCUCGCUCAAACUUUAAAGAAUCAGAUCGACUUUUCGGUCGAAUCAUGGUCUGCGAGUAAUAAUGUAUGUUUAUGGAGUACGGGGUCCAUUCCAUUCAAGUUUUCGGGUACGUUUCCUCCG
This is a messenger RNA of Blastomyces dermatitidis ER-3, 483 nucleotides long. RefSeq lists its product as uncharacterized. The transcript has 2 exons. The coding region runs from base 40 to 192 and encodes 50 amino acids. Lineage: Eukaryota; Fungi; Ascomycota; Eurotiomycetes; Onygenales; Ajellomycetaceae. The record is from RefSeq and is a predicted model, not a curated record.